This is a messenger RNA of Eublepharis macularius, 786 nucleotides long. It is a transcript of the gene DRGX, whose product is annotated as dorsal root ganglia homeobox. Gene Ontology annotation, biological process: regulation of transcription by RNA polymerase II. Bases 1 to 786 code for a protein of 261 amino acids. The transcript is spliced from 6 exons. The record is from RefSeq and is a predicted model, not a curated record. Gene Ontology annotation, molecular function: RNA polymerase II transcription regulatory region sequence-specific DNA binding; DNA-binding transcription factor activity, RNA polymerase II-specific. NCBI's taxonomy places the organism in Eukaryota, Metazoa, Chordata, Lepidosauria, Squamata, Eublepharidae.
AUGUUUUACUUCCACUGCCCCCCGCAGCUCGAGGGUGCCACGCCCUUCGGAGGCCCUUCGACGGCGGACUUCGACGACGGCUUCUUGCGCAGGAAGCAGCGGCGCAACAGGACUACCUUCACCCUCCAGCAGCUGGAGGCGCUGGAGGCCGUCUUCGCCCAGACCCAUUACCCGGACGUCUUCACCCGGGAGGAGCUGGCCAUGAAGAUCAACCUCACCGAAGCCCGCGUGCAGGUCUGGUUCCAGAACCGAAGGGCUAAAUGGAGAAAAACGGAACGAGGGGCUUCAGACCAGGAAGGGCCUAAGGAGACCAUAGCUGAGGUGACGCCCCCUGGAAGGAAUCUGAAUUCUCCCUCCCCAGCGGACCAGGCCAGGAACAAGAAGGAAACUCUGGAGAUUCAACAGAGCCUCGGCAGGGCCGUCGGCCCCUCUGGGCCUUUCUUCCCCUCGUGCCUGCCCGGGACCCUCCUCAACACAGCCACUUACGCCCAGGCCUUAUCCCAUGUUGCGUCCCUCAAAGGUAGCCCCCUGUGCUCCUGCUGUGUUCCGGACCACGUGGGCCUCUCCUUCCUCCCCACGUACAGUUGCCAGAGCAAUCGCACAGCGAGCGUGGCAGCCCUGCGCAUGAAAGCACGGGAGCACUCCGAGGCGGUGUUGCAGUCUGCUAACCUCCUGCCCUCUACCAGUCCCAGCCCCACCUCGGGGGCUAAGCCUGGCUCGGAGAACACCUUGGACAACAAGCCUCCCCUUGCCAUGGACCAGAAUGAAAGUGAGAAGAGUGUUUGA